AAGUGGCGCCUUUUAUAGGAGAGACACCCCACGAAUUUGCGGUAUCCCUCCCUCAAAACCCCCCAUAUCUCUCUCUCUCUCUCUCUCUCUCUCUCUCUCUCUCUGCACUCCAAUCAUCGGGAAAAAAACAAAUACCCCAGAAACAAUCAAUCAAACCCCAUUAAAAUGGGUUCAGGAAGCGAAAACCAGAAAAGUCCAGUAGAAACGGAGGAGGAAGAAGCAUUCUUAUUCGCUAUGCAACUAGCCAGCGCCUCAGUCCUACCCAUGGUGCUGAAAUCAGCCGUAGAGCUCGACCUCCUCGAGACCAUGGCUAAGGCCGGCCCCGGCGCCUUUCUCUCCCCUACCGAGCUCGCCGCCCAGCUCCCCACACAGAACCCUGACGCAGCCGUGAUGCUCGACCGGAUUUUGCGGCUACUGACCAGCUACUCUGUUCUUAACUGUACCUUGAAAAGCCUCCCCGACGGCGGCGUGGAGAGGUUGUAUGCUCUGGCACCGGUGUGCAAGUAUUUGACUAGGAAUGAUGAUGGUGUGUCCAUGGCACCUCUUUUGCUUAUGAACCAAGAUAAGGUCCUUAUGGAGAGCUGGUACUAUUUGAAAGACGCAGUUCUUGAUGGAGGAAUCCCCUUCAACAAGGCCUAUGGAAUGACUGCAUUUGAUUACCAUGGUACGGACCCAAGAUUCAACAAGGUCUUCAACCAGGGCAUGUCCAAUCACUCCACCAUCACCAUGAAGAAAAUCCUUGAGACUUACCAAGGCUUUGAGGGCCUCACUUCGUUGGUCGAUGUCGGCGGCGGUACCGGGGCCACUCUUCAAAUGAUUCUCUCCAAGCAUCCCACCAUCAAAGGCAUCAAUUUUGAUUUGCCACAUGUUAUCGGAGAUGCUCCAGCUUAUCCUGGAUUGGAGCACGUUGGAGGUGAUAUGUUUGUGAGUGUGCCAGAAGGAGAUGCCAUUUUCAUGAAGUGGAUAUGCCAUGACUGGAGCGAUGAACACUGCGCAAAAUUUUUGAAAAAUUGCUACGAUGCAUUACCAAACAAUGGGAAGGUGAUUGUCACCGAAUGCAUUCUCCCUGUGGCCCCGGACACUAGCCUUGCCUCUAAGAACGUCAUUCACAUCGAUGUUAUCAUGCUAGCUCACAACCCAGGUGGUAAAGAAAGAACCGAGAAGGAGUUUGAGGCCUUGGCCAAAGGCGCUGGAUUUGAAGGUUUCCGUGUCAUGUGUUGCGCUUUCAAUACCUAUGUCAUGGAAUUCCUCAAGAAGAUUUGAGUUUUUCAGUUGGGUUUUAUGUGCAUAACAUACUAUGCUUGUGGUUGGGGUUCGAGUUUGUGAUUUUGUCUCUUGUUUUUUUUUGUCUUUUUUACAUUUCCUGUAACAUCUUCUCAUUGAGUGGAAUAAAAAUGUGAAUGAACUCCCAUGGUUCUAAUCUCA
Messenger RNA from Rhododendron vialii, 1425 nucleotides. RefSeq names its product caffeic acid 3-O-methyltransferase 1. Bases 166 to 1263 code for a protein of 365 amino acids. Gene Ontology annotation, biological process: methylation. Lineage: Eukaryota; Viridiplantae; Streptophyta; Magnoliopsida; Ericales; Ericaceae. The record is from RefSeq and is a predicted model, not a curated record. Gene Ontology annotation, molecular function: S-adenosylmethionine-dependent methyltransferase activity; protein dimerization activity; O-methyltransferase activity. The transcript has 4 exons.